This is a messenger RNA of Halichondria panicea, 2365 nucleotides long. RefSeq lists its product as uncharacterized. Bases 128 to 1462 code for a protein of 444 amino acids. Gene Ontology annotation, cellular component: chromosome; nucleus; cytoplasm. Gene Ontology annotation, biological process: double-strand break repair via homologous recombination. Gene Ontology annotation, molecular function: four-way junction helicase activity; 3'-5' DNA helicase activity; nucleic acid binding. The transcript is spliced from 3 exons. Lineage: Eukaryota; Metazoa; Porifera; Demospongiae; Suberitida; Halichondriidae. The record is from RefSeq and is a predicted model, not a curated record.
CGUUCUGCUGCAGAAAAUCAUGCAGCACCAAUCAGAUUGCAGAGUGAUCGCGUAAUGCAUAUUGUGGCUUCCCAGCUAAACCUGGCUUCUCAGCUGACAUAUCAAGUUGAAUUGAAUAAAGUAAACUAUGAGUAUUUUGACUGAAAGCAUCUGCUCAGCUGCCAGAGAGUUGGGCUAUCCAAGUGUGAAACCUGAACAGAUGGAUGUUGUGCGUGCUUUUAUGGGAAAGAAAGACGUAUUUGCUGUACUUCCAACAGGAUUUGGGAAAAGUCUGUGCUAUGCUUGUUUGCCAUUCACCUUUGAUAAAAUCCUUCAAAAGGAGAAAGGAUAUUCACUGGUGAUAGUAGUGACUCCUCUGCUAGCUAUUAUGAAAGAUCAGGUGGCAUUUUUUUCUUCCAAGGGAUUGUCCUCGGCACUAGUUUCAGGAGAAAAUGUGGACAUUGAAGUACAAGAUGGUGUGUGCAGAGGUGCGUAUCAGUUAAUUUUCUUUACGCCAGAGAUGAUCAUUGGAAACCGAAAGUGGAGAAAAUUGCUGGAAGGCGAUGUUUAUGCUAAUCGUUUGAAGGCCUUUGUGAUUGAUGAGGCACAUUGUGUGAAGAAAUGGGGUGAGACUUUUAGGCCUGUCAUGGAUAGAAUUGGUGAAGUGAGAAGCCUAUUACCAAUAGGUGUGAAUGUAAUGGCUGUUACAGCGACAGCCACAAAAACCAUUCGUUACUCUGUCAGCAAGACAAUCGGGCUAAAGUCACCCUAUGUAAUCACAAGAUCUCCUUCUAAAAAGAAUCUCUUUUACUGUGUUGGAGUGUUUAAUGGAGUUGAAGAAACGUUUCGUCCAUUAGCUCGGAAGUUGAAAAAUGUGCGUGUUGCCUUCCCAAAAACAAUCAUUUACGGUCAGUCGUUCAGUAUGUGUGCAGAUAUAUACAUUUUUCUUCGGAGAGAGUUAGGCACCAAUUUCACAGAGCCUGUUUAUGCUCCUGAUGUACCCUCUUUCCGCAUGGUAGACAUGUUUACUAGCGUUACAGGUGCUGGCCACAAAACAGAAAUUAUACAGUUAUUUAAGAAAAAAAGCAGCCUGAGAAUUGUUAUUGCCACAAUUGCCUUUGGUAUGGGGGUAGAUUGCGCUGAUGUGAGGCAAAUAGUUCAUGUUGGCCUGCCGGAUGACAAUAGUUCUUACAUUCAAGAAACUGGUCGGGCUGGCAGAGAUGGACAUCUGUCAUCAGUCACACUACUUCAAGCAACCACUCACCACCCUGUUGAUACGGACAUUAAAGAAUAUGCCUCAAACUGUGAUAAAUGCCGACGCGAUUUCCUAUUCACAGAUAUGGAUAAUUACGUUCACAACGAUAUGGGUAGUAAGUGUGUUUGUUGUGACAUUUGUGCCAAGCUAUGCUUUUGUGGUAACUGUGAAACCAAUAUGAUACAUUUUACUAAGCUUACUAGAUCUACUACUAUUUAUUUUGAUUAAUUGCGCGUGCAAUCGUACUUUUUUUAUAAUGCUUGAUGAUUGGGAAAAGUCGUAUUACGCUUUCUUUGAACUGUAAAAAAAAUCAAACUAAAAUUUAUCAGGCAAUUUGGUUAAAAUCCAGGUCAUUAGUUCAUCUUUAGUUUUGGAAUGUAGCACAUUCCUAACACGUGGGAACGUUAGGUGCUUUCGGUUAUCUUCUACUAUAAACCCACGAGACUUCACAAGUUCCUCGGCUACAACUUCGAUAUCUGUUUGUGUAUUAGGUUUUGCUUGUCUACUACUUGAAUGUGUAAUACUGUUAUCUUCAUCGAACUGAUCAAGCAGUGGUGAUAUUGUGCCGAUUGCCCUCCCAGUUCUUUGAAUUGCCUUAGCUGUUCUAUUAACACCUUGAGCUCGUAUGCAUGUCUUGGCAAUUUUAUUUAGAUGUUCCAUGUGUAAAUCACCCGCAAUAUUCAUCCCUGGUUUACCAUUCAUGUUUACGAACCGACUCCAUAUUAGCUGUGCUGAAAGCCUUGGUGACAAUGUGUACAGGUGUUGAAGAAGUAAAUUCACCGACUCACAACAAUAAUUCUUAGAUCCAGAACCGUAAAAUACUGGCAUAAGAUAUUUCCAGCAACGCAGGACGCGUUCACCAUCUCCUUCUCUGAUAGCGUCGGAAAACUCUAGGUAGAAACACCCAAGUCGUAGAAGCUCUGUAGAGUAGCUGAAAAUGCCAUCUCGUUUAGAACUCGCUUUUAAGUCACAAUUCAAACCAUUGUAACUGAAGCAUACACAUUUAUCAUAUAUAAGCUCACACAACUGCAUUAAGCAUUUCUUUCUCUCCUCAUGUGACUUAAACCACACAUCUUUAGCAUUCGGUAGUAUGUCAUCAGUAGGAGUGUCAUCUUUUGACUUCAAUCUCAA